AUGAAGCAUAUCCUCACACCCCAGGAAUAUGAUCACUUCCCGAACCUCCAUAAAUUCUGGACAAAGACUGGAUUUUGCUGUAGCGGGAAAACCCGCAUUCAUCAGGUCGAAUUUCUUCUUGACGGUCCUCGCUUUCGUAGCAAUAUCCAGCUGGGCGACCCCGACCCCAACACAACUCAAGUCUUCAUCAUUGAGCAGCCUGAUAUAGCCACAUUGCGCUGGUUUUGGGACAAUGCCAUACCGGACAAACACUCUUUUCUGCGAUGCCUCGACGACUUCUUCCAUGAUCAGCCGUCUUUCAACUUUACCGAUAUACGGCCAAAGAUACUACAAAUGCCGUCCGUACUCGCAAAGCAAAGCCACCUGACAUUCAGUUACGUACUCGCACGGCAGUUCGACAAACCCCUGCGUCUAGACUAUUCCAUGAUCCAGAAGGCCGCCAAAGAUUUUGGGACGUGGCGGGACGACCGGGAUUUUGGUCCGAUGAAUCCGGUGCAGCGUCGCGAACUUGGGGGGGAAACGACCACUUUUGCGCCUCUGGCCCUUACACGUACCUCGGCCACGGCUUGGUUUGACAGCCAUCCAGAUCGGCCAUGGAGACUUGGCAUUAUUUUUUUGGACAGACACCCGGAGUUCUGGGGUCUGCCGUGUCAGUUGCAGGUCCCAUUUGCCAUCAUCAACGGCCGAUACUACGGGACCAUUCAUACCCGCUCUCCCGCCGACCUCUUACUAGAAUGUAUGAAGCAAAACGGCGCUCUCAAUUCGGCCACAGCUCCAGCGCCGCUGGUCGUCGUAGAAGACUUGUACAGGCUCGUCACGCAUGAGUGGGCGCAUCUCGCUGCCUACUUUACGCGGGACCUCAAUGCCAUUGAGUGGGCAUUGCAGCGCGGCAGCGGCACGGAUGAAAACGAAGUAGAGCACCUCCGCCACGCCAUGCGCGACAUGUUCUUCUCCCGCCGGCGCAUGUCCCACUACUGCUCCCUCAUCAAGCACAGCGCAGAGUCGGCGGCCAUCCUGGGCCGGCCGGCGUGGUGCGCGGCGCAGAACUCUACGGAGGCGCAGCGGCUCGCGACGAAGCAAACCGCAGCUGACUUGCAGGAGGAUCUCGGCGCACUGGAGCACACGAUGACGCAGAUCCAUCUACGUUUGCAGAGCACAAUGACACACAUCACGGCAGAGACGGCAGUCAUGGAGGCCGACCGCACGCGCGUGCAAAACAAAAUCUUGCUCGUGCUUGCGAUUAUCGGCACCAUCUUCCUUCCCGUCUCUUCACUGGCAGCCAUAUUCAGCAUGGGCGGUGCGUGGGCAGUCGGCGAGCGAAACUUUGGCUUUUUCUGGGCUAUCUGCGGUCCGGUCGAGGGUGUGCUUCUGGGCCUGUUGCUUGCUGUGAGCUAUUGGGACAUUCAUCUCUAA
This is a messenger RNA of Akanthomyces muscarius, 1413 nucleotides long. RefSeq lists its product as uncharacterized. The transcript is spliced from 3 exons. Lineage: Eukaryota; Fungi; Ascomycota; Sordariomycetes; Hypocreales; Cordycipitaceae. The record is from RefSeq and is a predicted model, not a curated record. The coding region runs from base 1 to 1413 and encodes 470 amino acids.